This is a messenger RNA of Plodia interpunctella (Indianmeal moth), 1222 nucleotides long. RefSeq lists its product as uncharacterized. NCBI's taxonomy places the organism in Eukaryota, Metazoa, Arthropoda, Insecta, Lepidoptera, Pyralidae. The coding region runs from base 381 to 773 and encodes 130 amino acids. The record is from RefSeq and is a predicted model, not a curated record. The transcript is spliced from 2 exons.
AUUUACGCCCGCUAAACGGUCUUUCCCAGGCGCGAACUACACUAAAUACUUUUGCAUAAAGUGGCCAUAACCAAUUAUUGUCCAACAUCCGCAUUUCCAAAGGGUUGACUAAAUGCAGGCGGAAGCCAAAUCUUUCAAAAAUUAAAGCUUUACGUGGACACCUGGAUUCAAGCGCCACAGCCGUGAAUGUAAUCUUGAAAACGCGAAUAGAGAGAUUUGCAAUGCCGUUGAUUAUACAUAUCCUCCUUUUGAAUGAACCCUAUUGACAAAACAAACCAUUGUCAUAGCAACAAUAUUGCAUUCUCUGAAAAGUCAUUUCCACUAAAAGCCUGUCCAUUUUUAUCUAUAAAUCAGUACUAAAUAAAAUUACAUUUUAAAAAAUGAUGGCUGCUAAGGAAGAACCUGAAGUCAAGCCAAAGCGCCGGGUCCCCUUAUAUCCUGGCUUCCCAGAACUGGCGAGAUCUGAUGUCAGCAUUUAUCCAUCUUACUCUAAGUUGGCUUUAGCAUACCGAGUGGUCUGCCGCCACCGUUACCACUUUGCCAAGGUAGCCCAGCGAAAGCAGUUCAUGAAGGAGCUCUUCAGCUUCGAGAAGCUCCAGCCGAAUGCCCUGGACGGGGUCCGCGUCCACCGGGAGUUCUCCCAGGGCAUCCUCUCCCAUAAGAUACCACCGCGCCGGUACAUCCAGAAACUCACCCCGGAUCCUCUGGAUUCCCACCAGAGAAUGAGAGUGGAAGAGAUCAUCAGUGGUAGAGUGGAUUUCAGCCAGAAAUAAUUUCGAAUGUAAUAAGUAGCUACAUAGGGCCAGUAGUUUAGUGGACCCUGGGCUACGACGCUCAACAGCUGGAAUACAACUGGGAAUGUGCUCUGAUGAAAGUGACAUAAGGGCAGAAGUAGUCAAGCUUUAAAAAUAGAAUUGGCUUAAUUCUAAAAUUAUAUAUUUUUAUUUUAGCUUGUGUAAGGUUUUUACAUUCAUUGGUGUGUCACAAAUCAAUAAUAGAAAUCAUACUAAUCAUAAAAUCUACAAAAGGCUUGUCUACACUCCUGUUAUCAAUUCUCAAGCCAGAUGACCAUUUUUAUGUAGUACACAAAUGUUAUUUGGUCACUGCAAAGUAUGUAUGUAUAGCACAUUUUAGACCUACUUAUGUAGUACAUAAAUUCAUAAAAAUAAUCAACAAUCAUAAAUCAAACAAAGUUUAAUAAUAAACGUUUAUUUGUCGACAG